Phacochoerus africanus (Common warthog) is the source of this 3857-nucleotide messenger RNA. RefSeq names its product SH3 domain binding glutamate rich protein like 2 (gene SH3BGRL2). The record is from RefSeq and is a predicted model, not a curated record. Gene Ontology annotation, cellular component: cytoplasm. The transcript is spliced from 4 exons. The coding region runs from base 512 to 835 and encodes 107 amino acids. NCBI's taxonomy places the organism in Eukaryota, Metazoa, Chordata, Mammalia, Artiodactyla, Suidae.
CUGGGUGGGGAUGCUCCAAGCCAGUCAACCACAACACAGCACCCAACCCCGGACUUUGAACCAGGCUAUUCUCGCCUAGUUUUCUUUUUUUCCCCCUGGUCUCGCUAGGAUCCCGGCCACCCCUGUCACAGCUCCUUCCCGGCCUCGGCUGUUCUUCUCCACCCGCGAGGGUCCGGGAUCCACGCGCAGUAAGCAAGCGGCUGCAAGGAGCUCAGUCCACCCGCCACUCAGGAAGGGGACCGGGACUACAACUCCCAGCACGCUCCGCGGCCCGCUGCCGCCCCACCCCUCCCCCUCCUCCUUACCUCGGUUGGCGGCCGGGAAGCUCUGAGCUUUCAUCUGCGGACCCGGCGGGAGGGAGCCGGUUUCCUGCGAUCGUCCCGGCUCCGAGUGCUGUGCCCGGCGGUGGUGGCGAAGGCGGCAGCGGCGGCUCUCAGUCGAGUUCUGCCUCCGCGUCCGCGCCUGCCCGGAGCCCGCGGGGACAGACGGUUUGUCCCGGCGCGGCGAGAGGAUGGUCAUCCGCGUGUUCAUCGCCUCCUCCUCGGGCUUCGUGGCGAUAAAGAAGAAGCAGCAGGAUGUGGUGAGAUUUCUGGAAGCCAACAAGAUAGAGUUUGAGGAAGUGGACAUCACAAUGUCAGAAGAACAGAGGCAGUGGAUGUACAAAAACAUCCCUCCGGAAAAGAAGCCUGCUCAGGGCAACCCUCUGCCCCCACAGAUAUUUAAUGGUGACCGAUACUGCGGAGAUUAUGACAGUUUUUUUGAAUCCAAGGAGAGCAACACAGUCUUUUCGUUCUUAGGCCUGAAAUCACAGUUGGCAUCAAAGGCAGAACCUUAGCAAAGCCAAGUGGAAGAGGAUGGAGAUGCAUUUUGGAGCAUCCCCUGGCACUCGGCACACACCUGCUCACCGAAUGCAUCACUGUGACGAAAGCCACACGCAUAAUCAGUAACUUUGCUUGCCAUGGAAAAGGUGUUUGGGACAACAUGGGUAUAAGGGGAUUGCAUGAUUGCUUCAAACCAAAUCAGGACUGUGGUGGGUUUUUUCUUCUUUUCAGAAUUGCCUGCAGUUGCCUCCCUCAGCCUGGAGGUACUGUAACCUGUGACAGGUGUGCUUCCUGAAUGGCUGAGCAAUAAGUAGGUAGCACCAUCAGAGAGAAAAGAUUGGAUCCGCCCUGGGUUCUCGCUGAUGCCAGUACCACUCAGACCUGCUUCUCCUCAAGCUGCCUAGGUGGUAUCCUUGAAAUGAGUCUGCAGCCUAUUAGAAUAUUUUGAUCAGGAAGAAAAAAAACAAUUUGGUUGAUCAAGGAGCUGGUGAUCUUUGCCUCAGAACCACAAAUAUCAUUGUUCAGGGCUUUGUAAGAACCAUAGAAAAAUUUAGAUCCUCCUUUGGGAAAUAGAAAUUCUCACCCCUGUCAAUCCUCCAAGCUCCUACAGAUGUUUCCAGAAAUCACUGUUGCCACCAUGUAUGAUCAGAACCAAGUCACAGGGAUGAAAAGAAUUGCUAUUUUGAAAAAAAUAUAUGCUUCUUUAUCUCUUACAAGGGGAAGAUUUCACCUAAUGUGUAAGACUGCUUAAAACAUAUAUUUAAAAAGGUGCACUAAUUAGAGAUUAAACUUAGAGGGAAAUUAUCUGACUCGUACCUGCAGGCAUUUCAGCCCUAGCAACUUAAUUUAUGCGUCAGUGCAAAUAUAUUUUUCAGUGCAGCUCCCAUAACUAAUAGCUGCUGACUCUAUUUUAUGAAGGAUUCUAUUUUUUGAAAAAGGAAAGUCUUGGUUAGAUAUAUUUUGUGAACCCAUGAUGAGGCAUGUUAAAAGAUACUAAUAUUGCUGUACGCUAACUUCUUUUUCCUGUGUUACUUUCGAUUGGUCCUCUGACUUUGCCAGCUCAUGUUUCUGGCCAGUGCACAGCCCCAGAUUUUCAGAGUAAGUAGAUACGUGUUCUCAUGCCACUUAUGAGCACCAGUGAUCUUUCAGAGCAGAACACACAGGAGAAACCGGCUGUGAGAGACUCACUCUGACCUCUGACAUCUCUCCUCCCUUUGUAGUGGGUGCUGAUCAACACUGAAUGAGUCUGCUUCAUUAGAGCAGAGGCUGCUGCUUUUCUGCAGCCUUGUCCCCUCUCACAUUUUUUUUUUUUAAGAGUUUUUAGUUGCCAAACCUGGGGAUAGUCUUGAAUAGGACUCAGAGAGGACUGCCUAAGACAUUCUGCUAUUCUCAGCAUCCUGAUGCAGGACCUGGCUUUUGGAUUCAGAGCAGGAAGUUUAUAAGGAAUGGAGAGAAGAGAAGAAUUAAGGCCCUGUCACCUGUGUUCUCUCUCCCUCCAAACUGCGAAGUGUGGAAUAUUUGCAAGAACUUGUUGAACAUGAAAGCCAAAAUCCCAGUGGGAGGUUUGUGCAAGCCCAGGACUACAACCAGAAGAAAAGCACGCCACAGAUUCCCACUUGACUGAAACCAUACACAAUCCAUGAUUUUCUGUCCAAGGAAUGCUGCUGUGAAAUCAUGGGUAUUACUACUCAUGGGCAUUCAAUAAGAUCCAGGUCCAGUUCUACUUGAAAAAUCCCAGGGAUCAUCCAGGAAAAAAAAAAUUUUUUUUUUGAACUGGAUAUUGUGUUAAAGUCUGAUAAGACUUAGAAUUUCUUUUAAGAUACAGCAAUUAAAAAAAUUAAUGUUAAUAUCAAUUUAACUUAGAUUGUGUCUAUUCUUGCCAGUCAGCACCAAGAACCAGCUUUGUAAGAUUUGUCUUUGGGAGUUAAAUCCUGGGGUGGGAGGAUCAAUAUAAGACUUGCUAGACCAAGAAAGCUACUCAGACUUGUUUGCCUUUUGCAUUACCCUGGUUAGGGUGGGCCCAAGGAUGGUUCUCCUAAAUAGGCUAGAUGGUUAGGAGUGCUAAACAUUACCACAGUUACACAUCAUCUAUUUUCCAGGCCCCCCCCCCCUUUUUUGGAUCAGCAAAGAAAUAGACCAGCUUUGACUGGUAUCAUGCACGUUAUGAAUGAGCUAGAAGCACAUGGUGUGGCAUUUUCCACGGUACCCGAGCUCUGCAGAGUCCUGAGGUCUUGCCCUCUGGGACCACACUUUGUUCAGAGACUGUCGUAUCCUCACUUGUUGUUUUUUACCAGCUAAAUUCCAAACUUGCAGUGAUUUUCCUCAUCCCUUCUUUAGCUGCCUUUAGAUUUGGAAAAUCCCAAGUCUUCCACAAACCUAGGAAAGCAGUGGAUGGGAUGGCAGACCUAGAUGUACUAUCAAGAGCAUUUCAGGACAGAAUGUUUAUUUCCUGUAGUAGGCUUGUUGAGGGGUCAAGGAAAUGUGCUGCUGCUAAAAAUCACAUUUUAGGCCAUUUUAAAAUUAGUGAAAAUAGCCAUCCUGCUAGGUAUAUGCAGACCAGAAGCAAAUUUAGUUGGAGAAAUAAUGGUUUUUUCCAAAUUCUGGUAUAUUAAAAUCAAGGAGAAAAGGAAGUUUGUUUUUUUUUUUUUUCUCUGUCUCUCAGGCUCUACUAUGUUUUAGAUUUGUUUCUGUUUACAGAUUUAUUCAACACAUCCAUGUAGAUGUUUUUAUAUUACAUGAAUUCCUAUUGAACUGAACUUGUUUUUGUCCUCUGUUGUUGAAAGGUACCAAAACCUCUUUCUGUCUUGUUUGCUUUUGCUUUUUAAUUUGAUUUUGCUAUAUAUAGGGUUUGGCUUUUUUCGGAAAUGCAUUUUAUUUAACAUCUUUUCUGAAGUGUCAGGGCCCCCUUUGAUCUGCACAUUUAUUGUUUUUCGAUUUCAAUUUGUAUGUAUUUGUCUCUAAAGGCCUUGGUGAAAUCUCAGAUUUUAUAUUCAGCAUUAAAGAGGAAUAAAUUCCAGAAAACACAGAUUCUGAAAA